GCAUUUAUCCGAUUAGGCCUUUUUAACCCACUAGGUGGUGAUUACACUUUGAUUUUCAAUAAUGUCAGGCGGAUUGCUCAGACACCUUGCGUACAAUCUCACCUCCCGCUGCUUCACCACCGUCUCUCGCCCUCUCGCUCCCCCAUUCUCCUCCCGCUUCUUCCCAAACCCCAAACCCAGACACCUCUCCCGGCCCAAUUCCCUCGCCGCCGCAAAUAUUUCCACUGCUUCUUCGGACCCUCCCACUCCCUCCGCCGAGCCCAACGAGCCCUUCGCUUCGCCUUUCCUCUCCGUUCAAAUCCGCUGCCAAAAACAUGUCGCUGAUAUACUUUCAGAAGCGCUGUUAUGUUUCGGUGCAAGUUCUACAAGUAUUGACGAAGAAGAUGACAAUGACGGAAAGGAUGAGAUCUGCAUUGAUUCCAUAUUUCCUGAAGGCGAAGAUGUAAAAACCUGCAUUUCACGUGCUGCAGAUUCCGUAAGUUUGAAAGAGAUGCCUAGUUAUGAAGUUAAGAUGGGUGAGCAGUUCGACUGGAUAACGAAAACUCAGGAAUCAUUCCAUCCUGUUGAAGUUACUGAAGGACUUUGGAUUGUGCCCGAGUGGAGAAUUCCCCCGGAUGCCCAAGCAACUAAUAUAAUUCUAAAUCCUGGAUUGGCAUUCGGAACCGGGGAGCAUGCUACUACCAAGUUAUGUCUAUUGCUGCUCCGUAGAUUGAUAAAGGGAAGAGAAUUAUUCUUGGACUAUGGCACAGGUUCUGGAAUUCUCGCAAUCGCUGCAGUUAAGUUUGGUGCUGCCUUAUCAGUCGGAAUUGAUAUAGAUCCCCAAGCAAUUACUUCGGCGCGGCAGAAUGCUGCUCUGAACAACAUAGGACCUGAAAAGAUGCAAUUGCACCUGCUCCCCAGCAAAACUAGCUCUACCUCGAGAGAUUCAUGCGGAGGUGUGGAAGAUCGGAGCUCAUCUGGAGUGGAAUCCAUCUUAGAAACAAACAAGUACGACGUGGUCAUCGCAAAUAUACUUUUGAAUCCCCUAUUAGAUUUGGCGGAUCAUAUCGUCUCUUAUGCAAAGCCUGGGGCAGUCGUCGGUCUCUCUGGCAUUAUCUCUGAGCAGCUUCCACAUAUCGUAGAGCGGUAUUCACAGUUAUUAGAAGACGUAUCGAUUACUGAGAUGGAUGAUUGGGCCUGUGUUCAUGGAACAAAGAAGCAGAAUCUUUCUGAAAGCUAACUUUCUGCCAUUUCAAACGUUGACGGAAGUACCAUUGGAUAAGCGAGCCAGACAGUAUUGUGAAUUAGCAGGACUGACCUUGGGAAAAAGCAGCAGUGACCCAUGACAACUUGUAUGCAGCUUCUUUCCAUGUAGAAACUCUUUUCACCCGGGAGUAGGUCAGAUGAUCUUGUAUUGUAAUCGGGUUUCUCUUGGCCGAGCAACAAUGACCGGCGUCGACGUUCUAGAGAGAUACCUCUUUUCCAAACACAGAUAUUGACAACUCUCAUGAGCUUGAAUCUACCUCAUAAUUUUAUUUCA
This is a messenger RNA of Malus domestica (apple), 1519 nucleotides long. RefSeq lists its product as uncharacterized. Gene Ontology annotation, cellular component: mitochondrion. Lineage: Eukaryota; Viridiplantae; Streptophyta; Magnoliopsida; Rosales; Rosaceae. The record is from RefSeq and is a predicted model, not a curated record. Gene Ontology annotation, molecular function: protein methyltransferase activity. Gene Ontology annotation, biological process: protein methylation.